GAAGAAAAGAAAAUAAUAUGAGUAGUAAAAUUUUUCCCAAAGAAGGAGAAAUACAGAGUAUUCCCAUAGUUAGUAAUGAUUUUCAGAAUGAAUUUGAUGAUAAAAUAGUAGUAGUCCCAACCACCACUGAUGAUAUUGAGGGUAUUCAGCCUUUUGAAGUUUUUAUUAACAAUGCCCUUGAAACUGGUUUAGAUUGUCCCAAACCAAAACAAACUUUAAGCAUUGCUAUUCCUACCAGUCUUUAUCAAAAAUUAAUGAAAGAGGUAGGAAAAGGAAAAAUUGGCAAGUUUAUCAAGGAAACAGUAGAGGAAAAAUUAGAGCAGGAAAAAGAAAAUUUAGUAAUUUCAAACGACACGCAAAACUUAUUUAGCCCUUUAAUAACUGUCAUGCCUAUUACUUCUUUGAAAGCAGGCGACAAAAUAUUUCCUUUUCAAAUUUUUAUCCAAUUAAAAAAAGAAAGCGUAAUAUUAGUAGACCAAAUUCAAACAAUUGACAGAGAGAAAUUUUUGGAUAGAAUUGCCAAAGUCUCGGAGGAGAUAAUGGAAAAAAUAGUAGAAAAAUAUGAAAAGUAUCUCAAUCAGUCAAUAAUCAUUAAAAGAGGUGAUGAAGAAAUACCAGUCCCUUUUAUUCAAAUUUUAGAUGCUUUAACUGGCUCAGGAAAAACCGUAAUUUUAGCCAAAACCGCGGGAGAGAUUAGUAAAUUAUCUCCAUUAAAACCUAUAAUUUUAUGGUUAAGCAAAGCCAGUGUAGUAGUCGAACAAAGUUUUAAUAAUUUAACUAGUGGUGGAAAAUAUCACCAUUUAUUAGGAAAAAGCGAAGUUAUUAUGCUGUCAGAAUACCAAGAAAGAUUAUUAGAGGAAAAUGAAACUCUGGUUCUUUUUGCUACUGUCGGAACCUUUAACCAAAAAGACAAAGAGGCCG
Messenger RNA from Racocetra persica, 921 nucleotides. NCBI's taxonomy places the organism in Eukaryota, Fungi, Glomeromycota, Glomeromycetes, Diversisporales, Gigasporaceae. The record is from the annotation of a GenBank genome assembly.